CUUGCAAUCGGAUAUCGGCAAGAUGCCCAGAAUCACUAUUUAUGCAUAACUGAGAGACUAGUCCGAUGGUCGAAACUCGACAACAGUGGAAUUUGUGUUGAUACUGAACAUCAUGGCUGCUCAAAAUCCAGACUUCGACGAGCUUCCGCUGGAUAAGACUGGCCCUCGAGGUAAUGCGUGGGGACUUUGGGGACAAGAUGACCAACUUGGGACUCUGAAUUAUUUGACAGAUGAGGUAGUUGGACAAGCAGCCAGGGAGAACAUCAAGACCGGGACCAGGCUGUCAUUGAACUGGUCAAUGAUGGGAGCUUCAUACCCCAAGUUCGCUCGGAAGAACCUGGAUCUGAAAUUGAUCAAUAAAGCCCCCUUGAAGCAUGCUCAUGAUGACGAAUGGAGAUUCAACUCACAAUGUAGCUCUCAGUGGGACGGCUUCCGACAUUAUGCUUAUCAGAGUGAAGCAUUGUACUACAUGGGUCGCAAAGCCGAGGACUUUGCCGCGUCGGACCACCCGAAUAGCAUCCACCAUGUUUCAGCCAAAGGCAUCGCUGGCCGCGCUGUCUUCAUAGACUGGUACUCAUGGGCGCUAGCUCAAGGCCUCGAAAUUGAUGCCAUGUCAUCAUACGAGGUACCCUUUAACCAGAUCAUGAAAACGUUGGAGUUCCAGAGUAUGAGUCUAGAUUCCCUGAGAGCUGGAGACAUAAUCGUAAUCCGCUUCGGAUAUCUGUUUCAAUACGAGAAUAUGGAUGCUGCUAAGCGCGAGUAUCUCGACAAGCUUUACCAAACGCAAAAGCCUGACAACAUUGGUCUCAAGCCAUCUGGAGAACUUUUGAGAUUCCUAUGGAAUACCAAGAUUGCAGCGAUCUGUGGAGACUCGCGGUCGUUGGAAGUCUGGCCAUGUAAAGACCUCGAAUGGCACUUGCAUGAGUGGCUUCUGGCAGGUUGGGGUAUGCCUAUCGGGGAACUAUUCUACCUGGAAGAACUUGCCAAGAAAUGUAAGGCGCUGGGGAGAUACACUUUCUUCAUGUCAAGUUCACCUAUGAAUGUACCUGGGGCUGUUGCAAGCCCGCCAAAUGCCCUUGCAUUCUUCUGAGAUGGCGGUUUGCGGUAGAAGGAUAAUGG
Molecule: messenger RNA, 1119 nt
Organism: Fusarium redolens
Lineage: Eukaryota; Fungi; Ascomycota; Sordariomycetes; Hypocreales; Nectriaceae
Exons: 6
Coding region: 113-1090 (325 amino acids)
Molecular function (GO): arylformamidase activity
Source: RefSeq, a predicted model, not a curated record